CCGAUGCUCGCGCUCUCGGCGUCGCGGGCGGCGAUGGUCACGGUCGCGCCGACGUCGAUCGAGUUUGCCGACGUCGAGGCCAUGACGUGCUACCUCGUAGCGCUCAGCGUGCAGAACACGAGCCGCUACUCGGUGCGCUUCCGGCUCACGCGCCCCGCCUCGCGCCACUUCCGCGUGCUCUUGGACCAGCAAGACUUGGCGCUCGUGGCCAACCCGACGCGGACGCUGUCGCCGGGCCUCGCCAUCAAGUUUGACGUGUCGUUCCUGUUGGAGGCGCUGCCCGAGACGAGCGACGACGACCUUCACGACAAGCUGCUCAUCCUCGUCGAAAACAGCGCGCCGAUCGAGAUUCCGCUGGUGGCACGCCGGCCAUCGCCCGCUCUGCGCUUCGACUCGCUCAUCGAUCUCGGCAUGGUUGUGCUCUCGCACCGCACGGCCAAGUAUGUCAACAUCGCCAACGUCGGCGCGCGCGAGGCCCACUUUUUGAUCGAGACCGAGGCCGGGCUGCCGUUGACCAUCACGCCAAAGGCCGGCGUCAUUCCCGCGCAGUGCGAGGCGAAGCUCAAGGUCGACUUCACGGCGCGGGACCUUGGCAGCUUUCGCUCGAUCGCGACGAUCCGGAUCACCGAAGGCCGCAAGCACGCGCUUCUCGACAUUAGCGCGACAGUUGUCGAGCAUACGAUGGAGCUGGUGUUUCCGAGCAGUGACGGCCUCGUCCACGAGCCUGUCAAGAUGCUGCCGUUUGGGAUGCUCUACACGGGCGAGUCGCGCCAGAUCGACACGGUCCUGCGCAACAACGGGCCUCAACCCGUGGGUUUCCAGACGGGCAUCUCACUCACGGGCCGCCCGUUCCGGGCCGGCGAUGAAAUAGCAAGCCCCGAAGACGACGGCGGCGACUACGAGGAAAAGAAGAAGGAGCUCACGGCGAUGCCGGCCGAAGGCUACAUCCCGCCAUACGGCCACGUGCUCUUGUCGUUCGUGUACAAGCCAAGCAUGCUUCUCUCGCAGCGCAUGCGGCGUCCGUCGCUGGUAACAGAGAACAACCCGCUCGAGGCCCAGGGCCGGCCACUCCGCGCCUUUGCGUCGGUCGAGUGCGCCGAGCUCAACCAAAACAUCACGAUUGAAAUCUCGGGCACGGCGGUGACGCCGCACGUGUCGAUCUCGCCCGAGAGCUUUGACUUUGGCGAGUGUGCCGCCGGCGCGCGCGUCGACAUGCUCUUGAGCAUCAAGAACCAAGCGACGCUCCCGGUCGUCUUUGCGAUCGCCAAGCUCGCGCACUUUAGCGUCCAGCCGUGUCGCGGCCGCCUCGACGUGCUCCAGUCGCAGAGUCUCGUCGUGAGCUUUGUACCGUCGCAGCUCGGCCGCUUCCACAAUGCACUGGAUCUGAGCAUCCAAAACGGGUCCAUUCACAUUCCGAUUCCAGUGCAUGGCGCGGCCACGUCCGUGGGCCCCAAGAAGAAGACGCUUGUCGGUGGCCCGGACGCGCUGCCGCAGGACUUUCGGCCGAAAUUCAACUUUGUGACGCACGACGACGUCAAGCUCCAGAAAGCGCAACCGACCAAGAGCUUUCAGCGCGUCCCGCCGUACCAAGUGGCCGCAAAAGAAGGUACGGCGGCCGUCGACGAAUUCGAGUUUCAAGGCACCAACAACACCCAUUUAACGUACUGCGUCAACGAGCUCGCCGACCGCGCGCACCACCGCGACGCGUACAACCAGCUCCUGACGCAGUUUCGACACGACCGGUUCGCCAAGAGCGUGCCAGCGCCCAGCAACCAGAACGCGGCCGACUUGGGCAUGGCGCCCCAGGGCGGGCUCCAGGGCCCGGACAUGAAGCUGCCCAAAGCGACCGAGCCGCUGUGGAUGCAGUCGGAGCAGAACAGCCGGCGCGGCGUCGCGGCCGCCAAUCCCGCGUUUGACGAAAACAAACUCAUCAAGCGCAAGUUCAAAGCCGCCCCCGUGACGCAGGCCGAGGUCAAAGACUGUGCGACGACGUUAACGUCCGAGCAGCUCAAGCUGAUUGUGGCCGGCCCCAAGACGAUCCAUUUUGGCCUCAUCUGCGUCCACUCGGUCUCGAAAAAAUCGUUUAGCGUCACGAACGACCUCCCGCACAACAUUCUCGUGACCUUGCACUUCAACAACGACCACGAAGAGCUCAAGCAGACAUCGCCGAUGAGCCAAGUGAUCCCCGCAGGCGCGACCGCGGGCUUCGACUUGACCUUCUUCUCGCGCGCCGAGCAAGUGUUUCAAAAGUACGUCCAGUACUCGGUCAACGGCCAGCACUCGUUCAAGCUCUUGAUUGUCGCCGAAGUCGUCCCGAUCUGCGUCGAGCUCUCAACGCCCGUGCUCGAAUUUGCCUUUGAUGCGUCCGACCUCUCGCCCACCAUCUCGCAGACGGUGCAGGUCAAGAACCCUGGCAACUCGGAGGCGCACUACAGGUGGGUGCCCGAGGCUGCCGACCAGUGUGCGUUUGAAGUUACCCCCGUCGCCGGUGCGAUCGCUGCCGGUGGCACGGCGAGUGUCCGCGUCACGUUCGCGCCGCGCAUUGGCGUCCCGAACCAAGCAACGCUCUGCGUCCUGGUCGACGGCGGCAAAACCAACCAAAUCCACUGCGUUGGGCACUUGCCCGAGCCCAAGUGCCUCAUCAAAGACAAAAAAAUCGACUUCGGCGCCACGACCGCGGGCAUUCCAAAGGAGAAGCGACUGCUGCUACUCAACUUGAAUGCGAUGGCCCCGACCGUGUUUUACGCGGAAAUUGAACCCACGACGAGCGGUGUGAGCAUCAAACCAGCUGAAGCCUGUCUCCUCCCGUCCGACACGACCGAGCUCCUCUUGGGCCUCGACGUUCGUCGGCCGCUUGUCCUCGAAAACGUCAACCUCGUCGUGCGCAUCCGCGGCGGCCGCACGAUCCGGAUUCCGAUUUCCGCCGACGUUGUCGUUCCCAGAGUUGAGUUUGAGUCGCCGCUCGAGAGCUUUGCGUUCGGCGGCCUCACGCUGGGUGUGCACGCGACGAGAGCGCUCAAGCUCGCGAACCGCAGCCUCGUGCCGGCCCACCUCGAGCUCCUUUUCGAGAAGACGCCCGAGUUCAACGUCGUGAUGCCCCAGGCGCUCAACCCGAGCAUCGACGACGUGCAGAGCGUGUUUGGGCCAUUAGAUCCGCUCGCCGAUGUGACGCCGACGCGCAACUGGCGCCUUGUGCUGCCACCGGAAGCCUCGGUGGCGCUCGAGCUCAGUUUUCUACCAACCGUCAUUGCGUCCCACGCGUUUCCGUUUCCAAUGCAAUUUGAAGGUCUUCUCGCGCGCCACGACCCGUUCGAUCGCAUCGUGACGGCGACAGGGCUCAAGCCGCGGCUACUCUUCUCUGUGACGACGCUCGACUUUGAGAAGCGCGUGGUCGCGACGGACAAUGCGCGGAAGAUUCCGUACUCGGUGUCGCUCGUGCUGACCAACGACGACCCGAACACGAUCAAAUGGCACAUGGAUCUCGCCAACCUUAUGCGCUCGAGUCCGUCGGUCUUUCACAUUGCGCCGUCGUCGGGCGAGCUCGCGGCGGGAGACAAGUGCACGGUGCGCGCCAGCUUCCUUCCGCUCGAGGCCGAGGCGUACACGGCCGAGAUUCCCGUGCUGUUGGACGAUCUGCCCUACUUGACGCUGAGUUUGGUCGGUCACGGCAUCCACCCGCACCUAAGUUUCUCCGUCCCACGCGUCGACUUGCCGCCCGUGCCACUCGGAGUCGCGUCGUCGACGUCGUUUUUUGUGACCAGCACCGGAUAUGACAACCUGGAUCUGAGCUAUCGCCUCCCGAUCGACCUCAACCGCGUACCGAUCACCGUGUCGUUUCCAGAUGGCAAAGCGAUCGGAAUCGCCAACCCGCGGAUCCAGGUCGACGUGUCGUUUUGCAGUCUCAAGUCGAUUGCGUUCAACGCCAAGCUCGAGUUCUUUGACGCCGAGGGGCACGAGUUUGACUUGGCCCUCAGCGGCUUUUCUCGACGCGCAUCGCGCCGAGUACGUUUUUACACGGACGUCGAGGCGCGCCACCCGAUCUACUUUCUCGAGAAAACGCAGCUCAAGCUGCUCGCCAAGCGCACGGCCGCCGCCGCCAUGCCGCUCAAAGAGCCCGCGAAGCGACAAGUGACGCCGGCCGUGAGCAAAAAACGCGGUGUCAAGGGCGCGACUGCCGCCGUCAACGACACGGGCCCCGCCCCUGGGGGGUACGUCGACGUGAGUGGCAAGCUGUACCAUGCGCCGGCGUUGCACGAGCUCCGCCCCGAGGAAAUCACGCUCCUCGUCAAGUGGCUCAACAUGAACAUUCUCAAGACACCCAUCGUCUCGUUUCCGCAAGACAUUGUGGCGGCCGCGGGCCGGCCCAUCUACGAGAUGCUCGACGUCGUGUGCGGCAAGAGCGUGCCCGGGCGACUCAAGAGCGUCUCAGGUCUCAAGAAGGAGCAAAUGCAGCAGCUCAUGGGGCAGUACACGGAGCUGCUUCGCUUCCUCAAGAGCUACGGGGCCCUCCUCAACGACCUUCGUCCGGAGCAGCUUCUCGAUAUGGACAUGUACCUUCGCUGGAUGGAGGACGACAGCGCGACGCUCGCAGCGCACUCGAGCGCCAACCGUCGAGCGACACUCGAGAAGGACUUUGGCCGCGUCAGCGUCCACGUCUGGCUCAAAAUCGUCUACCAAAUUAUCAAGUGCUUUGUGCUGUUCCGGGUCUCGAUGAAGUCGUUCCAGAACCUCCCGGGCAUCGAAGCGGCGACGGCGCUCAAGCCACUCGCCGUCAUGGUACAUAGCAACGUCUACAGCGAGUCCGAGAUGGUGCUCAUUCAGUGGCUGCUCCACCACGCCAAGCGAGCGGCCACGGUGUCCGAGCCCCGGCUCAUUGUCGACAUUGAGACCGACCUCCGCGACUGCGUCGUUCUCUCCUACGUUCUUAUUUCGCACGUGCCGUCGCUGGCCGCCGAGGCAGGACCUCUCUACGGCUUCCACCGCAAUCCGAUGACGCCCGAGCACGUGCUCGAGAACGCGUCGUCGCUGCGGAACGCGCUCAGUCUCCUUGGCUUGGACUAUGGCCUCGCGCCCGAGUUGCUCUGCUCGCUCUCACUGCCGUCGACGAUCUUGCUCGUCUUGCACCUGUACCAAAACGUGCCUCAGUUCAUUCCCAAGACAACGAUCGAGUUCAAGGGUAUUUUGGGGCAAACGAUCACCAAGAGCAUUGAGCUCAAGAACCCGAGUAAGAAAACCAUCGUCUACGACGUGUUUCUCGAAGGCCAAGUGCGCGAAUUCAGCAUCUACGCCCACACGCUGACGCUGGAACCGGAGAAGAGCGCGACGUUCGCCGUCGAUUUCAAGCCCAAGUUUACGCGCACGGUCACGGCGCGCUUGACGUUCCGGUCCGUGCGCGACGGUCCGUCUUGCGCCGCGACCAUGGUGUUUGUCUUGGAAUCCAACAUUUACUCGCGGAAACCCGUCCGCGUCUACCAAUUUGAGACUACGCUCUAUGAGCGCAAGCUCGAGGAGAUUAGCAUCGAGAAUCAGUUCCCUGUCAACGGCGUGUACAAGCUCUCGGUGCUGCAGCAAGCGCCAACGCGCCACGAUGCCAGCGCCAGCACGCUCCUCUCCAAGAUUGGCAGCGACGACGGCUGCAUGGAUGCGCAGCUGCCGUUUUUCCUGCCCGAGGUGACCACCGACACGAUUGCGAUUCGGAAGGACGCAUCGACCUCGAUCAAGGUCGAGUUUAUUCCGCUGCAGCCUGGCACGUACAAGUGCCAGCUGCUCUUUUUAGACGAGAACGUGGGCGAGUUCAUGUACGAAGUCCAAUGCACCGCGCACUUGCCGCCCGUGCUCGAGACGCUCGAAUUCACGUGCGAGAACAAGCCGCAUUUGCUCAAAGAGCUCACCGUGCCGGUGAAGAACCCGCUGCUGACGAAAGCGCUGGCGUGCAUCAUCGACCGCUUCCAGGGCAUUCUCAAGGCCAAGCUCCGCGAGUCGCUCAAGAAAUGCGAAGACGCGCACCACACCAACUUUCACAUUGAAGUCAACUCGCCCUACUACGUCCUUGCGGCCAGUGACAUUGUGCUCAAGCCCGCGAGCAACAGCGCGCUCGAGAGCGAGAAGCGCGCCACCAAUGCGAACGCCGCGCCGGCCCAAGCCAAGCUCAGCACGCCCCGGAACAGCGCCGGCACACUGGCGCACCCGUCACUCAACUCGGUGGCGUUCGAUUUCCAGCCGCGCGGCGCAGGUCUCUACGCGUGCAAGCUCCUCCUUCGGUCCACCGCCAACUGCGGCAGCGACAUCCGCGUCUACGAGGUUCUUGCCAAAGUCAACGAUGCCGGCGUCAAGACCACCCUCGAGUUUUCGGCGCCCGCACGGCAGACCAUUACCCAAGAGAUCCCGAUCAUCAACCCGACGGACGAAGCGUGGACGCUCCGCGCGACCCUCAGCGGGACCCAAGGCGUCUUUUCCGGCGCGUCAACGCUCGUCGUGCCCGCGGGCAAGACGGCCAACUACGCGCUAGUCUUCAAGCCGCAGUGGCUCGUGACCGAGACCGGUAGCCUCGUCCUCACCAACCCCAAGACAGAGCAAGUGUUUGAGUUUCUGCUCGGCGGCGUCGGCGAGGAGCCGCUCGCCGUCCAGCACAUUGUGCUUUCGUGCGUCGCUCGGCAAAGCGUCGCGCACGAGUUCGAAGUGCAGACGUACCGGUACGACCCGGCCGGCGCCACGUCGUUUAGCGUCGAGUCGGACUUGCCGUAUGUCGGCGGGCCACCGACGAUCACUGUCGACGGCCCCAACUCGACGGCGUUGUACAAGCUUCUCUUUAGUCCGCUCCUCGGUGGCUCGUACUUUGGCAGCAUCACGUUUACCAACAGCCGCACGGGCGAGUACUCGUGGUACACGAUCGAGGCGAGCGUCGCGGCGCCCGAGCCCGAGGCCACGCUCGAGAUGCACGCGUCCGUGCGGUCGGCCGUCGGCAUGGAGAUUAGCCUCCAGAACCCGCUCUCGCACGCCGUGACCUUUGCGAUCCGCCUCCUCGGAGCGGGUCUCUACGGCCCGAGCGAGUUUCGCUUGGAUGCAGAAGAGACCGGCAUCUACCAGCUGCUCUACUGCCCGCUCGUCGCCGGCAGCACGGUUGGCUCGAUCGGCUUUACGAACGAAGAUGUCGGCGAGUUUUCCUAUGUGCUCGCACUGCACGCAACGCCCGCACCGCCGACGCAGCUCGCAGACAUGUCGUGUGCGGUAGGCGACGUGUGCUCGCAGCCCAUCGCGAUUGUCAACCCCAUGGACAGCACGUUUUCGCUCGAUGUGCACUUGAGCAACACGCGCAACUACCGCAUUCGAGACACCGACAUCGUCGUCAAGCCGUUCAGCACGUACACCGCGGUCCUGGACUACACGCCGUCGAGUCUCUCGGAGUUUGAGUGCGCCGACAUCACAUUUCGCAACCCGGAUGUGGGUGCGUGGGAGUACAAGGUCCAAGGCAAAGGCAAGCCACCGAGCUUGAUGAAGACGACGCUGGUACAUGCGACGGUCGGCGAAGCUGCGAGCUCGCUCUUUGCCUUUCGCAACCCGUUUCCUGAUGCGCUUAAUGUCGAAGUCACCAUGGUGCAGCUCGACCCGACGGGCGACGAGAAUGUCAGCUCGCCACUCGCGACAAAGAGCGACAAGGUGCCGAGCACGAGUACCAGCGUCGCAAGCGCCAACCCGAGCCGCCAGCGACACCGUCCGCCAGCCCCCGCGCGGGCACCUGUGUUUGACAUUCUCCUCAAGAAGCCCCACGUCCUCCUCGAGGGCUUUGGGACGCUCCAGGUGCCCAUUUCGUUCUUGCCGAAGUACGUGUCGGAGGCCGGCGCGCACAUUAUUAUCAAAGGCGACACGGAGCUCGAGUGGGUCUACCCGAUUCGCGGCAUUGCGGCGGCGCCCGUGCACCCCAAAGCCUACUCGUUUGUGUGCCGCGCGCGCGAGUCGGUCGAGAAGACGCUGUCGCUGGAGCUCUUGGCGCUGGAAAAGGUGUCGCCGGACGAACGCUUCACGGUCGAGUGGGAUAUCCCCGAGCCCCAUGCGCGCGUCGUUGAGCGCACGCUCAAGGUGACGCCGGUCGUGGACCGCAUCACGAAUGUCACCGACCCGCUCGUCUACCUCGUGCGCUUCGAUCCGCUCAAGCCCCUUCGCCUCGCCGUCGGGCUCAUUGUCAAGAAGCGCUCCGGCGGCAUGUGGCGCUUUGACGUGCAUUUGGACGCGUCCGACCCAGUGGUCGAUGACGUGCUCACGAUCGAGUCGGCGCUCAACCAGACGUCGUCGGUCGCGUUCAAGCUCACCAACCAGUUUCGCGAGCCCGCGCCGUUCCAGGCCGAGUUUACGGCGGGCUCAUCGCAGGCGUUCACGGUCUACCCGGUGGAAGGCAUCUUGGCACCGUACGGCACCGAAGGCACGUCGUUCUCGAUUGCGUUUACGCCGACGGGCUAUGGCAAGAUGUGCUCGGGGCAGCUCGUGAUCCUCACGGACGAGAUGCAAUGGACGUUCAACGUCAAGGGCACGCACCCCGAGUACAAGGCGCCGACGGGCGAGGCCAAGAUCUUUGUACCGGCCAAGUCGACGCUGAGCAGCGCACAAAAGACGAGCCCGCCGAACGCGCGGCGAAAGCUCUUCAAGUCGUCCCGGAAAUCCUAA
Saprolegnia parasitica CBS 223.65 is the source of this 8658-nucleotide messenger RNA. RefSeq lists its product as hypothetical. The transcript has 19 exons. The record is from RefSeq and is a predicted model, not a curated record. Gene Ontology annotation, molecular function: protein binding. NCBI's taxonomy places the organism in Eukaryota, Oomycota, Saprolegniomycetes, Saprolegniales, Saprolegniaceae. Bases 4 to 8658 code for a protein of 2884 amino acids.